Messenger RNA from Dermochelys coriacea (leatherback sea turtle), 3970 nucleotides. RefSeq names its product troponin I2, fast skeletal type (gene TNNI2). Gene Ontology annotation, biological process: muscle contraction. Gene Ontology annotation, cellular component: troponin complex. The record is from RefSeq and is a predicted model, not a curated record. The transcript has 7 exons. Bases 3025 to 3576 code for a protein of 183 amino acids. NCBI's taxonomy places the organism in Eukaryota, Metazoa, Chordata, Testudines, Dermochelyidae.
AAAUUCACUGAGUUUUAAAGUGGGGCGGAGUGGGCCUCCAGUCUCCGUGACCCCUGGGCAGCAGAGUCACAAUUGUGACCAGAGUGGUCCGUGUUAGGAAGACCGUUCUAGUCGACAUAGGUAACUCAGUGUCUAGGCUCACACUGCAUUGACCUCAAUACAUCAGCCAGGGCUCAGCACUGCUUGAGGAGAUGGCAUUACUGUAUUGCAAUAACAGGGCCCUUACAUCGGUGGGAGACAAAUUUAAGUGUAGACACAUGCACAACUAGGUCAAUGCAAGGUGGCUUGCGUCAACCUAACCUUGUAAUGUAGACCAGGCCUUACAUCCCUAAUUCGCACUUAGGCCUGGCCUACACUUACAAAUUAGAUAGCCUGGCUAUGCCGCUCAGGGCUUUGAAAAAUGUUGUGCCCUGAGUGCUGUGUUAGGUUGACCUAGCCCCUGGUGUAGACAUGAGUAAGUCAAUGGAAGAAUUUUACUGGAUUAACUACGCUGACGGAAACCCCCCUUCUGUUGAUAUAGGAAGGGUCUACACUAUGGUGCUCUAGCCGUUGUAGGGUAGACAUGACCUCUGUUAAGGUAACAGCUACAAAUAGUCCUGAUCUGCCUGCCAGAGCCCUCUCUUGUCUGACUCUGAUGUUAGUGGGUCAUGACAUUGAACCUUCCCUUAACCAGCUUCGCCGACUCCUCUUUUGGAAAGUUUUGUCUGACCUCCACUCCUCGCCACCUAGGACACCUCGAUGGGGUAUUGAAACCGCUAAGCCCCAUGCACAGGAGGGGGGUUCACCCCAACCUGAGUGAGCAUCCAAAGAAGGAAUGUUCUUGCCUUUGAGCCAUGCAAAUGCUGUGCCUUUAUCAAUGCUUCUAAUGAUGAGAUUCUUCCUCCAUGAUCACUGCAAUUCACCCCCGAGUUGCCCCCCCCACUCACAAAGUUGUAAGCCUCCAUCUCCCUCCCCUAUAGAAACUCCUUGAGUCACUGCAGCUUCUCUCUCCUCCAAGACGACUUGAAUGCUGGCUGGAUCGACUGCUCCAGCCUAGGGAGGUGCUCUGUAUUUCUGGACCCUUGCACAUCAUUGGUCUGAGGAGAUCUCCAUGCCCUUAAAGAGUAGGUGGCUUUUCUGCUGAGCCAUCGGAGAAACCCAUUUAUACCUCCUCCCUGAGCCAGCUGCCUGUGGCUUGCCAGUUGAUCCUGUCCUUCCACCAGUGCUGUCUGUUUUUCUCCUUGGGACUUAGGUGAGCCCUUUGCAUGUCUCUUACUGACCCAGCUUGCUGUUACAGGAGUGAGGGGGAAUGGAACUUGCUUUUUGAAUUUGAGUUAAGUGCUGGUGUGUCUGGACCUUUGCUGGCACAGCUGAGGAGGGAAAGCUUUAAAGCUCCAAUUAACCGGACACCCCAUCUCCAAUAGUUCAGUCAGCCUUAGCUUUCUCAGAUACGUCUGUUUAUAUUUAUUGAUCACGUCUGAAGUGGUCCCUCCUGUUCGCUGCAGGUAUGCCCUCAAUAUUUGAUUCUAUUAGCCCCCCAGUCAAUUGCUUUUGCUCACGUAACUGAGUUAAAGGAAAAGCAAAGACCCACGAUGCUUAAAUCUAAACUUGGAUCUAGUUCCCAAGGCUAUAGGGGCCAAAUCAUCAGCUGGUAUAAAUCAGCAUAACUUCAUCAGCUACCCUGAUUUACCCCAGUUGAUGAUCAGGUGUUAGGGGUUUCUCCCACACUGAAUAGAUCUGCAGAGUAUGGAACCCUCUAGCUAGGUCUCCCAGUAGAGAGUUCUGAUUUGCUGUCAAUUUUUGCAUGCCAUGUGUUAAACAGGCAAGUUAAGGCUAUAGGAGCAGAUGCUCAUAUAGUUAGUAAAAUAGAAGAGAAUGUGAGGCUCUUCUUGUCUGGCUUCCUUUCAACUUGCCAUUUAAGAGUCAUUAAAAAGAGCAGGGAGAAUUUUCUUUAAAAAUAACCUGCCUGGAGCUCCCACAUUCCUCAGAUGCCAAGUCUCUUGUUUGUAUUGUUGCCUCUUGUGGUUGCACUGCAUUGCCUUGACCUCCCUGACUCAUGAGGGCUGGCACAGCAAAAGGCUGCAGCCCAAGGAGACAGCUGGAGCUCCUUGUGAGCUGCCCUGACCAUUUUUAGAAGCACUUUCUCCCCAGUUAUUUGAUGGCCCCCGCGCAUUUUCCAGGAUAAAGUUUCCUUGGGGAGAUCAGCGUGGCUUUCUGCGCCUUCCCCUUGACCUUUCUCUUCCUUUGUCCAAAUUAACUUCUUACAUCCUUCCCCAGCCCUCCCAAAUCUCCAAAUAGCUACAUUCCGGGAUUAGCAGGCACAAUCUAUGAUGGAUUAUUUAUGUUGCUGUAGCACUUGGUACCCCAUUGUGCUCAGAGGUGUACACACCCAAUGAAAACAUUGUGCCUUGACCACCCUAUCUAUGGCUCUUCUCUGGUCCCCAUUAGUGCCGCACAUCUGUCAUGGAUUUAUCCCCACAGUGCCCUGGAGAGGUAGAGAAGUGCUAUUAUCCCCAUUGUAAAAAUUGAGGAAUUGAGGCCCAGAGGGAUUGCGACUUGCCAAGGCCACUCAGGAAGCCUGUGAUGAGGAAGGGACUAGGGUUCAAUCCCCUGGUCUAUAGUGCUUAUAAAAUAAGUACAUGAUGAGUCACCAUGUAGCCCAACAUAGUGUAGUCUCAUAGCGUGCUUGAUGCCUGGGUGAUCAAAGAAGGUCGAAGCCGGGGAGGAGAGGGGGCUGCAGUGGUCCUAUCACACAUGAGGACUUUUUGCCAUGGCUGUCAUGUUCCCUAAGUAUUUUGUCCAAUUCAAAAGACUCCGGGUGCUGUAGUUUCCCUGGUUUUGGGUGAGAACAUGAUUGGCACCUCUCCAUAACCUGCAGCCUACUUCUCUAGGAAACUGGAUUUUGCGGAAGUUGGAAAACAAGCACAAACCGUUUCCCCUUUCUGAUGAAACUGUCCUUUUCUGAUUAAUCCAAGAAAUUUACUUUGAACACAAAUAAUUGUUACACUUUUUUUUAAUUGCAGGUUCUAAAUCCACUAAACCAAGAUGUCAGAUGAAGAAAAAAGGAAGAGGGCAAUCACUGCCCGCCGGCAGCAUCUGAAGAGUGUUAUGCUCCAGAUUGCUGCUACUCUCCUAGAGAAAGAAACAGCAGCUAAAGAAGCAGAAAAGGCCAAUUACCUUGCCGAGCACUGUCCUCCUUUGUCACUCCCACACUCCAUGCAGGAGUUGCAGGAGGUAUGCAAAAAGCUCCAUGCGAAGAUAGAGAUGGUGGAUGAGGAAAGAUAUGACACUGAGGCUAAGUUACAGAAAACCACCAAAGAGCUUGAAGACUUGAGCCAGAAACUGUUUGACCUGAGGGGCAAGUUCAAGAGGCCACCCCUGCGUAGGGUCCGCAUGUCUGCUGAUGCUAUGCUGCGUGCCCUGCUGGGCUCAAAACACAAGGUCUGCAUGGACCUUCGAGCUAACCUGAAGCAGGUCAAGAAGGAGGACACUGAGAAGGAGAAGGAUCUGCGUGACGUGGGUGACUGGAGGAAGAACAUCGAGGAGAAGUCUGGCAUGGAGGGCAGGAAGAAGAUGUUUGAGACUAGUGAAUCCUAAAUCCCACGCAGAUGUUCACUGUAAUCCUCCUAUUUCCUAGUCAAUUUCCAAAUGUUUCCUCCUCCAUCUCUCCUGGCACCUAUUUUUCAAACCAGCUCUCUAGCAGCGUUGUUUAGGGCUAAACUUCCUGAGCCCAGGGUCACAUUUCACAAAGCAAUCCAAGACACAAGACCUACUUUCAGCCCCACUCCCUACUGUUGCUAUGGAAACAACUAUCUUAAAUCAUGCAAUGUCUUAACUACAUUUGGAAACAAUGCUAGUGGCAUGAACUGAAAUCAAAUGCAGUUUAACCCUGUAAUUUUGUAGGAUCUGGUGUUUCAAAGGCAUCUUAACUGUGUAAAUAAAGCUUUGAAAGUAUGGUUGAAAUUUUAGCGUUGGAGACCAAGGCAUACAU